ACACACACACACACACACACACACACACACACAGCACUCAGCAAGAGGCAUCACUCAGAAAGCUGAGAGCUUGAAAGAAAAAAAGCCAAGAGUGGAGUGUGCGCUUUCAGAAGUAGGCUAUUAAGGGAAGGGGGAGAGAGCGCCAGUGUGUGUGGCGCUCUUGGCUUUGUCCGGUAACCUUUAGCCUUUCAGGAGCCUAACUGCUAUGAGGUGCUACCAGAAGGAGGGACCAGGCUUGGCAGGUCCAAGGUCGGGGCUGAGGGGAGGGUGGAGGAGUGCAGAGAGAGAACACGAGAGUGAACGUUAGCUUCGGGAGGGGCAGGCGCCCCGGCAAGCAGAACCGGAAAGCCUCCGGCGGCGAUAUUAAGUAUCGGAACCGGUACCCCGAGCCCGCCUCUUUUUCACAGGGUCUCUCGUUGUCCACUUGUCUCUCUCGCAGCCCCGCGCCGGCGCCGACGUUGCAGCUGCAGCUGCUGCUACUGGGCUGCAGCUGCUGUUGCUUGCUGCCGCUGCUGCUGUUGCUGAGCUUCCCAGAACAAUGAGGCCGGUAGCGCGGGAGGCGCGGAGCUAAGCGCAGCCCCCACUCCGCCUCCCUAGGUACACUCCCUCUUCUCGUUCCCCGAGCGAGCAAAGACAAGCGCCAGCGGCCGGAGCACCUAGCUGUGGCAGCGACGGCGGUCAACAAAGCACGAAUCCAGGAGAAGGUUCAACCGCGGAGGGGGCAGGACUAGCCACAGCAGCCAGAGCAGCGGCAGCGGCGGCCACCUCGCAGGCUGCAACCGCGGCAGCCUCAGCAUGUCUGCCCCACGGCAGCCUCCGCGAAUCUUGCUUUCGCCCAGACAAACACCCUCCCUGCAGCAAAGGCGGCCCCAGAAGCAACCAAGGCAGAAGCGGCAGCUCCCCAGCUUCCCCGAUCUUUAACUCCCCGAGGGAGCCCUGCUCCUGCUCUCGCUCCCGAUCCUGCUCUUGGGUAAUCCUUGAGCCUAACCUGAUGACCCACCACCCAACCCUACUCUCCAGGUUGCCUACCACGACUUCAGGACACAGAAGUGUUGAUACGGGCUCUGCCAUGAAACCGAACUUAAAACAAUGGAAACAACUAAUGCUCUUCGGGAUAUUUGCUUGGGGUCUCCUUUUUUUAGUGAUCUUCAUCUACUUCACAGAUAGCAACACUGUGGAGCCAGUUCCGAGUUCCUUCUCAUUUGUUGAAACUAAAAGGAUCCUGCCUAUUCAAGGAAAACAGAGAUCAAUCAUGGGCGCCAUGCAUGACCCAUCUUUUUCUGCAACCAUCGAUGGGAAUGAGGUGCUUCUCAACGGAGAUCUUUUUGAUUCAUUUAACUCAGGUCCCAACAGUCUUCAGAAAUGGACUGAAAUGAAAGAUGGUUUGGAGAAUGAAGAGUUUUUUCCUUCUCAGAUGAGAAAAAAAUCCCCACGCAUUUUUUAUCAAGGGGAGGAUGACUAUUUUUUUACUAUGGGCCAACCUAUGUCACACAGCCAUGGCCAGCAGAUGGUGAAGUUCAUCACCCUCAGUGAGGAGGACCAGAAAGGGGGCAUCAGACACAAUCAAAAGAGAAUUAUCUCAAGGCACAGGAGAAGUCAGUUGCCCCACAAUUGGGAUAGACUUUAUUCGACCAUGUCUAAGUCCUUUCUUUACCGACUUUGGAAAGGAAAUGUCUCUUCAAAAAUGCUAAAUCCACGCCUACAAAAAGCAAUGAAAGAUUAUCUUACCACCAACAAGCACAGGGUGAGAUUUAGGGGAAAGCGGAACUCCAAGCUGACAAGGGAACAGCUCUUGUGUGAGCUCAGGGACCGAGUAAGUGUAAGGACCCUGGAUGGGAAGGAAGCCCCCUUUUCAGACCUCGGCUGGGAGAAGCACGUCCCUCAAGAGCCCCUGAGCAAACUGUAUCCUCAGGGUUUGGGUAGCUGUGCAGUAGUCAUGUCUGCAGGUGCAAUCCUGAAUUCCUCUCUGGGCGAAGAAAUAGAUUCUCAUGAUGCAGUUUUGAGGUUUAACUCUGCUCCUACACAUGGUUAUGAAAGAGAUGUUGGAAAUAAAACAACCAUGCGCAUCAUUAAUUCCCAGAUUCUGACCAACCCAAAUCAUCACUUCAUUGAUAGUUCAUUAUAUAAGGAUGUCAUUUUAGUGGCUUGGGACCCUGCUCCGUACUCGGCAAAUCUUCACAUGUGGUAUAAGAAGCCAGACUACAAUCUCUUCACUCCCUAUAUUCAGCAUCGUAGGAAGAACCCAAAUCAACCCUUUUAUAUUCUUCAUCCUAAAUUUAUUUGGCAACUCUGGGACAUAAUCCAAGAGAACACAAAAGAGAAGAUUCAACCAAAUCCUCCAUCUUCUGGUUUCAUAGGGAUACUCAUCAUGAUGUCUCUGUGCAAAGAAGUGCACGUGUAUGAAUAUAUUCCAUCUGUACGACAAACCGAUCUCUGCCACUAUCAUGAACUAUACUAUGAUGCAGCCUGUACUCUGGGGGCCUACCAUCCCCUGCUCUAUGAGAAGCUCCUGGUGCAAAGGAUGAACCAAGGCAUCCGGGAUGACCUGUACCGAAAGGGAAAAGCGAUCCUGCCAGGGUUUCGGGCUAUCAGCUGUCCUGCACCUAAUCAUUUUCCAAAUCCUUAAAAAAGAAAAGAAAGAAAAAGAAAAAGAAAAAAAGGAAGAAAAAGAAAAAAAAAGAUUUGCCAGAAAUAAUGUGCAAUAAGGUACUACUGUUGUACUCUACACAACAAAAGAAUACUUGAAGAUAUAUUUUAGACCAACAUAGUCUUGAGUCUUUAAACUGUAAUUUAGAAGUAGGCAUGAGGAAUCUUCCCUUCCUAAGCCAUUGAAUAUUUAUUACUGCUUUGCAAAUAGUUAAAGGAAUACAUUAACAGUAAAGCUUAGCUCAAGAAAGGUACAAAAUGGUAUAGCUAGAAAAGAAAAAUCAAUAUAUUUCUGUGGGUGUGACAUGUCAAAAAAUGUUCAUACUUUCCCAAACCACAUGUGCUCAUUUUCAGUAUGAUUUUUCAAUCACAUAUUUUUAAAAAUAUUCCUGAUAUUGGGAAAUGGUUAUACACAGCAAUUCAUAGAUUGAAAGACCUUUUGAUAUAAUCAGUGGGAUUACUUCCCCCAGCCAUACAGAUGGAAACCUUUGCACGCUUUCUCAUCCUGCCUUAUUUUUAUCCAUAAUUUCCCAAAAAAUUCUCCAUAGAGAAUGUGCUCAGUUCUCUCUAGCCAUUUAUCCUUUAUUUUCUUUUUGUUUUGUUUUUAGUAGCUUGUAAACACCAGCUUCCCCUUGAGUUAUGCAUCUGUUGUCUCUCAUUUUUGCUCUCCAGGUGAUCCACCUUUUUCCCCAGUCCUAGGUAAUCUUCUGUGUCAUUUAUUUAAAAUAUCAUCAUUAACAACAUUAGCCUGCUCAUACGUGCUGCAUAUCAUUUGGAUUGUUGAUAAUUUUCAUUUUCUAUGACAUACAUUUAUUUCUUGGUGACUGUUACUGGUAGAAUGUUUGUCUUUAAGAAAUUGGCAUUUGCAAGUGGCAAGCCGUUUAGGAUCAGUUAGAGCACAUGCAGUGUCUCAAAUGCAAACCAGCUUAAUCAUUUUCUUAUAUAUGCACAUUAAUGUUCAUUUUAAAAGAGAACUUUACUGCCACCACCCAUACAUAAUCCCAGUUUUGUGCACAUCAACACCAAGAAAACACAGUUUUUCCAUACAUGCUUUACUGCCACUGCCUCCUCCCAAAAUCCUGGCAUUUUUUAGCAAUUACUAAAUUUUUAUUUAAAUGGUUUUUUUAGUGGCAGAAACAGUCCUCUGUUGUCAGGCCUUCCCGUGCAUUUCCCUUUUAUCAUCCCCAAUUUUUUUGUUCCAUGUCUAAAUAGUUGAAUUUCUAAAACUAAAUAAAAUAAACCUCAAGGAGUCUUAAAGAAGGUAGGUUUCAAAAGCAGAUUCUAUUCAAUGAAGGGUUGGUGUCCACUUUAGUAGAGGGAGUUUGUUUUGUUGCAAUAUUUUCUUAAAGGAAUACGGGAAAGAUCAAAGAAUAAAAUGAGGAUGUAAAUAGGGAGAGUCACUGAAUUUCAUAGGAAGUUACUCUGCUCAGGCUUCUGUCUUCACCUCGAUAGCCAAGGUUCCGCUCUGUAGCCCAUUUGCAGUUAGUUUUCUAUUCUGACAAUUAUAGUUAACAAAGGAAGUAAAGAAGGCAAUAUUUGCUUUAUUUCUUUGCUUGAGCUGAUGAUAGCAUCUGAGUCUACAGAUAGCAAAGGAGGAAUGGUGUUCAGAGCAACUGUUCUAUUUGCAUAUAAAGAAUGUUUUCCACUUAGUACAUAAUGUUCUCACACAAGAUUUUUACAAGCCAUCCUGUGCUCCUAGCCUCGCUACUGUGAUAUGUAUUGACUUUCAGCUGAUUUCCUGGCAAAUAUUAGAGAAGUCAAACUCGGUUUCAGUGGAUACAUUUUAUUUCAAUGGCGGGACAAAACCAUAGAGUUAAAUCCAAAACAGUAUGAACAUGUUGCUCCACAAAAACCAGGAAAAUUCUCAAAUAAGAAGAGGAAAAUUUCCUUCCAACAUGUUAGUCAUUUGUUUUGAGGAUGUCCCUCCAUUCAAAUGAAAUCAUCAUUGAAAAAUAGUAUUAUGUAGUUUUAAGCAUUCUGGUCUUGAAGUGGAGAGAGCCUUGGUUGCAAAUCCCACCAGGAGUAUUUAAUAGUUGCUCGAUGUAAGACAAAUACUUCAGUCCAUUAAGUUUUACAUUAUUCAUCCAUAAAUUGGUAUUAGUAAUAAAAAAUGUAGCUACCUCAGGGUAGACUCAAAAUGAAUCGAUUUUACAAAGUUCUGCAAAAGUUUAAAGUGCUAAUGUCAACGCUAGAUAUUAUCAUAAUGGAAAAUGAUGAUGUUUUUCCCUUAUGAAAUACACGUCAGUGUUAGAAGGCAAAUUUAAAAUAAUUUGGGGAACCUAAAUUAAUGAGUCUUAUCCAUUUGAUAUCUUCCUAUAUCUGAAAGUCAUCCCUCAGAUUUUACCUUGGCAUUGAUGGGACAAUUUUAAAAAGCGUUCUCUAGGACCAGUGUCUGAGGAUCAGGUGAUCUGGUAGAAAGUGUUCGAUCCUUUUAGUGAACUGAUUUGUUAGUAUAUCAUGACUAAAUUCUAUUAAAAAGGAUGAUUUGCAAAUUUCACUUCUUUGCUUAGUUAAGCUGAGUAGCAGACUUCCCCUAUUAUUCACUAAUUACCUUCAAUAAAAUUCACACCAAAAAAUAUGUUGGUUUGGAAAUAGUUUUGACUUAAAGCCAAUGAGACUGAGGGUGGUAGGAAAACCUACCAUGAUGGAUUUUUUAAAAUUUAUUAUAAAUCUAUUCAAUUGUGUAAUAUUUUUUCUCACCAUAAAUUCUGGGAUGGCAAUAUUGAAUAGAAAGUUCAAUAAACAUAUUGGACAUACUAAUUUACGUGAUGACUACAGUAAGGAAAGUGUUUAGUUUUGGUUUUUUUUUUCCCCUUGAGGUAUUUUGCAUUCUGAGAUGUUCCUGUUGGUUAAAUUAAUUUCUUCAACUUUGCCCUUUUGCACCAUGUUGCUCCUGGAUCCUUGUGGACAGCAUUUUUUUGUUUUGUUUUGUUUUUGUCUCAGAACUAUCAUUUCAUCACUCUAAGGAACUCCUAGUGUGGGAUCUCCUUAUAAUGCAAAUCAACAAGUCUGUAACUUAAAGUCCUAGAGAGUCCUUUGUGGGCUUGCCCAUGUCACAAAGCCAGUAUUUGUCAGAGAAAGGACUUGAAUCCAAGUUUGACUAGUCUCUAAAUAUUAUGCUACAUUGCCUUAGCACAGUGCCUGGCACAUAGUAGGUGCUUAUUAAAUACUUGUUGACUUGACUUGUCUCUCUUGGGCAUCAUAAUUACCUAGGACAAAUUUUCACUGAUGAGCAGAAUUUGACCAUUUAGACCAAAUUCACAUUUAUGAGCCUGAAAGAGAAUUCAUAGGUAUUAUUUUAUCUUGAUAUUUCAUUUUAUUAAUCAAACUUUAAAAUUAGUUUGAGUCAUUAAAAUGGGAAAAAAUUAAAAUAACAAAACAUUUAAUGUGAAAUUUUUAGUAUUUGGUUUGUAAAACAAUUUGGAACCAACUUUGGCUGAUCUCUCCCAAAUUAUACUGUAUAUUUAUUUCAGUACAAAUUUGGCUAAAUGUGCUGAGAUUUCAACUAUUGAGUCAUUCAGAUCUCCGGCGUGUAUAUGUGUAUUAAACAUUCUGAGUAGCUCUAAUGUUACCCAAAUUGAUAGUUCUCUUCAUGUUUGCCAUGUAUUGAUAUAGUACAUUUAGUGGAAAGUAGCACAAUAUGGUCUUUCUACUUAGAGGUAGACAAAAAUACAUAGUACUCACUUAAUUCUUCUCUAGCACUGGCUCCCAUGCUCCUUCCCAAUUUGAGCAAGGAAGCUGAGCCAAAUCUCAUAGCACUUUAAUACUUUGGAGUUUAUUUCUAAACAGUCUGAGAAUGAUAAAGUUGUUAGUAAUUUGUCUCUAUUUACUGGAAGCAAAAAUCCCUUUUCCCAUAAUGAACACCAGUAUAGAAAAAUAUGUAUACAUCUUUCUUCCAUAUUUCUAAGACUUUAAUUAAAACAGUGUCCUAGGUGAUAUUAAAUAGAACUUGAGUGUUAGUGUCAGACGUGGGUAAAACCAGGCAGAUCACAGUGUGACCAUGUAUCAGGAAUAUCCUCCUUGCCUUAAUAUAUCUAAUCUAUCCCUAUGGUUCAGGGUUCUUGACCUUUUCUCAUGUCAUGGACCCCAUUGGCAACCUGGUGAAGCCUUCUCAGUUCCCUUCUCAGAAUAAUAUUUUUAAAUACCUGAAAUAAAGUAUAUAGGAAAAAAGGAAACCAAAGGUUAAUGAAAAUGAUGAUGUAUUUUUCCCCAGCCAAUCCUACAGACCCCGGGUUAAGAACUUUUGCUUUAAAAAUAAUAAUUAGUCAACAAGGUCAGUUACAGGUUCAAGAUACAAUUCAGCUCAGCAGUGUUAAUUAAUUUACUAAUUUAAUCAGUUUGGCAAAACACAGAGGUGCAGUGGAUACAGUACUGGACCUAGAUCAGGAAGACACAUCUUCCAGAGUGAAAGUCUGGCCUCAUACUGUGACCUUGGACAAGUCACUUAAACCCUCUUUGCCUCAAUUUCCUCCUUUGUAAAAAUCGGCAAACCACUCCAGUAUUUUUGCCAAGAAAAACCCAAAUGGGUUCAUGAAGAGUCAGACAUGACUGAACAACUGAUUCAAUUUCCUUAAUAAUCUGACUGAUAUUUGAGGUACUCAUCAUGUCCGCUAUUUGCUCACCAUUUAAUUUCUCCCUUUAUAGAGUUUGUAUCUAGAAGGAAAGAAGUGAUCCUAUAAGAAUACAAUGAUACAUUAAAAAUACAAAAUAGAUUUGAUAAGAAGAAACCGAGGAAGGAAAGCUCAGAAGGCAGUCCCCACAAUUAAUGAUACUCUACCCUUUUGCCAAGAGUGACACUGCUAUUGUUGCUCUCACCGCCUACAAAGUUUUCCCGUGAUAAUCCUUUGUUGUCAAGUCAUCUGGAUUUCCAAAAACAAAACUGUGAUGGAGUUAAGUAAGCAAGCCCUCCGUGUUCUCUUCAAUGUAAUCAGUAUUUCAGCAUCAUUUCCCCCGGGGAUACUGUUUCUUUUCAGUAUCAUUCAAGAAAGGGAAAAGAUCUUUAUACUAGGGAGUUAUUUUGCUACAUCAGAUUUCCUUCCUCCACUGCGAUGCUCUCUUGGUUUGAUAUCAUGUGUGUCCACGGGCAACAAAGACAAAUGGUUUAAUAGGGAGAGCAGGAAUAACCUAUUAAAUGCCUAAUUCAAGCAGGCUCGCUCUGAAUGAAGUAAGAGGCUAGAUAAUAGCAGUCUUAUGCCAUCUGAUCCAUGCUGACAAGCUCUUGAAUUAUAGAGAAUUUUUAAAAACUGUUUUUUUGUCAUGCAUAGCGUUAAGUAGAAUGUGAUGAACCUCCAUUUGGAUAACUUUGUGGAAGAAUGUUGUGUACAUCAUACAACCUCACAUCACUUUAAAAACAUUCCAGAUAGACUUUACGUGCUACAAAUGUCCAAAGUCCUCUUGCUCCCAUAUAAGGCAAAUUCCUGACGCUCUCACUUUGACGUGGCUGUGGAAACUAUGAGACUGAAGUGGGGAGACUAAUGGACACAGGUAUGCUGGUCUUAAUCUGUGAUUUGGACUGAUCGGGACACUCGGAGCAUAUGAUCUCCUAGCUCCCGGGUCUUCUUGACUUUAAGACCAGCUGCCCUGUCAAGCGUCUUCUCCCCUUUGAUCUAUUCGUUCAAAUUGCUUGAUUAUGCCAAAUUUUUAUUUUCCGAUUUUUGUGACUGUUUCCUGAUGAUUGCAUGAUUAAUCAAGGCAGCUAUACUGAGUAAAUAACGGGCCAGAGCCGGUACACCAUUACUAUAUUCUGUAUUAUUUCCAUUGAGAAAUUCUGCAGGUUUUUCUAAUACUGCCAUUUGGGCAUGAGCCUCUAUAGGUAAAUGAAGGUAUUUUUCUGUAAGUUCAAGAAAAUAGUCUCUUAAUUAUUUUCACAGCUGUGUCAAACAUUUUAAUCAAAAAAUCUGACACCCCUCUUGAGGCUUUGCUGGUGGAUCUAAAUAGAAUCAUGGCAUGGAUAUUUGUCACUAAAGAAAUGUAAUUGUAGAUACAGUUGUAUAAGCGUUUAUACACCUAUCUACACACAUGCUUUUCAUGUUGCCUUCCUUUCUGUUCCAUAGAUCUCCUUCUGAAGUCAUUUUGCAGUAAGGAUUCCCAUCCAUACUGAUUCCAGUUCAAAUGGUAGUUGUCAUUCAUCUGUUGUUUGGGGUUUUUUGUGGGGAAGGGAGAAGCGAUAGGAAUUUUGGUGAUGCUCCAGCAGCAGUCUAAGGUGUAUAACUAGUAUUUAAAUGCUAAUCAGUAAAUUAGUGUUUAAAUGCUUUGUCAGACAUCAGGGUGCCUGAUUCUAAUCCUUGAGGAGGAAUUUGAUGCAUAACCCAUGCCUUUUUGUUGGCUAAUGAAAGGCACCACUUUAAUUUCAUGAAAAUAAAUAUCUUUGCUGAUGUCAAUCGAAACAUAAAAAGUUCUGAUGGGUUAUUUGUGUAAAACUCUUACACCCAUUACCACAUCUCAUGUCCUGUUUUGUUCUAGAUGGCGCAUACUUAUUCAAUUCUUCAGAUAGAAGCCAGUGUACUUUUUUAACAGCUUUGAGGGUUUUUUUGUAUGAUGAUUUUUUAAAUGAAAUGUGUACUCUUUAAACUAAUUAAAGCUUGAGGUUUUCCAGGAGUCACAUUUUAACAGUGUUUGUAUACAUUUUAACUCUUUGAUAUUUUCUAUUUUGGUUUUGUAUAUUUUUAAGUAUGCACAGUGUACAGAUUUUUCUUGUAAAUAAAACAUGUUUUCAUUUGUCUAGGAGUACA
This is a messenger RNA of Monodelphis domestica (gray short-tailed opossum), 9377 nucleotides long. It is a transcript of the gene ST6GAL2, whose product is annotated as ST6 beta-galactoside alpha-2,6-sialyltransferase 2. Gene Ontology annotation, cellular component: Golgi apparatus. Lineage: Eukaryota; Metazoa; Chordata; Mammalia; Didelphimorphia; Didelphidae. Gene Ontology annotation, biological process: sialylation. The record is from RefSeq and is a predicted model, not a curated record. Gene Ontology annotation, molecular function: beta-galactoside alpha-2,6-sialyltransferase activity.